AUGGAGAGUCCAUAGAAUAGGUUUUUCGUAAAAAAGCAGAAGUUACUCAAGCUCAAGGUAGUUUAGCAUUACCCAAAGGAAAAACAGAUCAUUAAUUCUAUUAAGUCAAGGAUUUCUCGAGAUCGGCAGUUUGAACCAGAUCAGGAAGAGGUUAACACCCGCUUCAUUUACUCUCAGUUACUGUAUAAUCAUUAAAGUCCUAAUGAUAGUGGUGUUGGAGCAGACUUACAUUAAAAUUUUAGCUUAAACAUAACAACACCACACAGAAACUCUAUUAAAAACAUUUUUUCACACAGUCUUCAGCCUACCCAUAGAAAUAUGGAAGCUAGCAAGGCUCUGAACUAGACUUAGGAGAAAACAGACUCGCUUAAGAGAUUGAAUUUUGGUGCUCCUGCCUUGUAUAAGAUAGGCGAAUUUAAAGAGUAUCGGAAAUAUGUCGGCAAGGAGUUGAUUAGGAACAUUAAACGUUAAGAGCUAGUGGAUAGGAGUAGAGACAGGGAAAUAGAAGAUCUAGAUUUGGUAAACUAAAUUAGCUAUGGGUAUUAAAAUGCCUCUUCUCUUAGUAAGAAUGAGACACUAAGGAAAUCUGGUAAUAAUCUGGGUAGCCAGGUAUAUUUCCCAAAAAUCCAAAAACAAAAGGUAAUUGACCAGUUUAUAAAUCUUUCCAAUGCUGACAUGAUGAAUCAAGGGAUAUCCCAGAGAUAUAAAAAUCUUUAUUCCAAUGGACUUUCACCCACUUCUAUCAUCAAUCAGAAUUUAGCUCUUACACUAAGAAAUAAAGAACUUAGCACAUAAAGGACAAAUGGAAUUGAUGAGCAUUUCCUAAAUUCAAGAGAAAGUGGUUAAAAUGGAGGCAGAACAAUAGAUCCAAAUUAAUACUAAGACUUUGUUUCAUCUAAUCGUCCCACAUCAAAUCCUAAUUCUGCCUCUAUGAAUCCAGCCACUAUUAGGAAAAUAGACUAAAACUAAUUCAAUUAGAAACUACACUAAUUUAGCAAACUGAAAGAAGAUUAUUUGUCUCGCUUUAGAGAGAAUCAUCAGGAUUCUCAAAAAUUAGAUAAUACUCUCGAAAUGAAUGGCGUCAUUAACAAUACCAAGUACCAAGUCAAUCAUCUAAAGGCUAUUUAUCAUGUUGCCUAGGGUGAAUUCAAGUUGAAAUCAUAAAAUCCAGAACUAGCUUUAUAAUACGAUCCACAAAUAGUUAUUCCAUCAUUAAGACAAUACACAUCAGAGGAGGAAGAACCACAUAAUUAAUCAAUGAAUAAGUAAUCAUAUCUGUACACUUCCAUUAAUGACUCAGUGGAACACGAAGAUUUAAAGCACCACUCUAUAUAGGAAACACUAAAUAACCAUAAUAUAUAAAAAUCUCCAAGAAAGAAAAAGAAGCGUAAGAUUAGACGACACCCAAAAAGUAUUCAAGAACGGUUAAAGCAACUUCAGGAGGAGCGAAAAAAGAUCUAAGAAUAAUUAAGAAACAAGUACUACUGGAAUAACUUCACUAUGAAGAAGGAUGAUCUUGAAGAGGACGAAGGCAAGUAAAGUUAGCUUUCUGAGAGCCAGCAGGAAUUAUAAAGGAAUAUGAGGAUACUCAGAAAGUUCCAAAGGUUUCCCCUCACUGAACUCCAGAUUGAGAGAAAAGCUUUUCUCAAUGAUAUGAAAUAAAAAUAUGGAGAAGGAAAGAUUGACAUGAUUGUUGCCCAGUAAAUUGAUGAAUACAAAUUCAAAAAUUUAGAUGAAAAAGCUGAUGAGCUCUAUAAUCUAUAAAAGUAAUCUAUUAAUCAUUGA
This is a messenger RNA of Stylonychia lemnae, 1785 nucleotides long. The record is from the annotation of a GenBank genome assembly. Lineage: Eukaryota; Ciliophora; Spirotrichea; Sporadotrichida; Oxytrichidae.